Molecule: messenger RNA, 1524 nt
Organism: Cladocopium goreaui
Lineage: Eukaryota; Dinophyceae; Suessiales; Symbiodiniaceae
Source: the annotation of a GenBank genome assembly
AUGUCGGUCACUCAGCGGUCCAAGAAAGCCCGAUUGACUCAUCAGCAGAUGGCGAUAUCUUCGAUGUUCCAGCCUGGUAUGAAUCCUAUGGCCAUGAUGAAUCCGAUGGCGAUGAUGAAUCCCGCCAUGGCGGCCAUGUUUCAGCAGAUGUCAAACCCCUCAGCCCCAUCUGGAUUGACGAUCAAUCUGCCAGCUCACACAGAUGAUGCUCUCGUCGAAGGAGGAGAAGAGCAAGGUGAAGAUGGCGGUGAGGAUGAGGAACAUGGGGAAGAUGUGCAUCAGGCCGUUUUGACAAAUGAGAGUCAGAGGGCAGCAGUGACUCCAAAGAAGUCAGCGCCACCAGUGAGACCAAUGUCGUCAAACCCGACAGCAGGACCCUUUCCACAGUCUCAGACAAAGGAGCCUCAGGAGGAGACUUCUGAUGUCAUCAAUGAAGCAGUGUCCCGGGUCAUGGCCACCAGGAACGCGCUUUUCAAGGCUACAAAGGGAGAGAUCCCGAUCCCGCGGAGCAUCAAGUACUUAGGUGCAAUGCCGAAGGUGAGGCUAUCUCAGGCCAUUGAGGCAUGCGACCCUGACCUGAAUGCCACAGCCACAUCAAGUCUGACUGAAGACGGGUUGCGACGAGUUCUUUGGUGUUUGACAAGGCAACGACCACUUGUGCCGAUGAGUGGUCUUCAGGUGACACUCUACAACGAACUGUUCGCCAGAUUGCUUGUCCGUCAUCAGCAACUUGUGCGUCGGACCGUGAAUUCCCAGUCGGACUCACUUGUUGACUCACUUGUUGGACGACAAUGCAAGGAUCUGAAGAAUGAAACUGAAUUGGUUGACAGUCUUGUCAAGCAGCUCACUGACUCUUGGGGUUUUGAUCAGGGGUGGCUUGAUGAACUCCAUGCGAUUCUGAAGAGACAUGCAGAAGCCAAGACAAAAUCCAGGGCAAAGGCAAUCGGAGCACCUGCUGCAAUGCCUGAACUUUUGCAGGCCAGACCAUUGAUGCAGGCAUUUGCCAAGGCUGGGGCACCUGCACCUCGUGCUGGAGUGCUGAGGCCUUCAGUGACUUCAGAUCCACCAUCAGUGCCUGAUGAUGCCGCAGUGACUGCUGAUGCCAGCCAGCAUGUGGAGAGUCGUCAUGUGGAGAAUCAGUCUGUGUCAGUGCCUGAGCCUGGAGAAGCCUUCGAAGCCGGUGAGGAUCUAGGCCAUGUUGAUCAGCCAGAAGACAGUGAUUUGCCUCAGUGCUGCAUUUGCCAGAAGAUCAUGAAUCACCGCACUGAAGAGCUGAUGGCGCUGGAGUGCUCCCAUGUCUUCCAUGUUGCUUGCAUCACUGAGUGUUGGACGAAACUCGGCAAGCCACAGUGGUGGUGCCCAUACAAGUGCACGGAGCAUGUAAGCAAUGUAGAGGACGAUGACUGGGUCAUGGGCAAUAAUGACGAUUCAGCAGUUGGCGCUCCUGAGCAACCCCCCCAGAGAGGGUUGUUUUUGAAAUCCACGGGAUGCCUUCCCCCAGAUAGACACACGACAUGUGAUUGA